CCAAGGAUCAGCUUCCCUUAUCCGAGCUCAGAUGGCUUUUCAGAUCCUCACGGGCAGGAGGGGAGCAGAUGUCAGAGGCUACCCUGGAGGUGGCGCAAAGUCUGGAGCAGAUGGGAUGCUAUGGAUCGAUGGAGCAACGGGUCCUCGAGGGCAUGAGGUGUCAGCGGCUGGAAGUCUAUGCCUUCCAUCGAAAUGCAGCUGCGGCAUGUUGCACUCGACGAUUUCAAUGGCAGAGAGCCUUGGAACUCUUGGGACGAACGCUGAAACGGCGCAACAUGAGCGCGGCGGUGAAUGCAUUGAAGCAGGCAGGCAGAUGGCACUCAGCCUUCGGAUUGCUGGCAUCAUUUUCUGAUCGAAAGAUUGAAGCUGAUGCCAGUGGAUGCAAUGCUUUGGCCAGUGCAUUAGAACGAUUCGAAUCAAAGUCCUGGCAGCAGCUCCUGUCAUGGCUUCAAGGCCUUCCAAGGCUGGAUGAGGACAUGACCUUCCACUCGCUGUUGCGGGUGUCAUCCUGGAGCUUGUCCCUGGCAGUCUGGAGGUCUUUGAGCCAAGCAGCCUCCAAGGCCACAGAUUUUUCGGACUGCAUCGGACUCAACGCCCUGAUGUCUCCAUUGGCCCGAGCAGGGCGGUGGCAGUACGCCUUGGGCGUCUUUCAGUUGUUCAAAGCUCUAGGGGUAAGGUGUGAUGGUGCAAGUUAUUCCACCGCAAUGGAUGCCUCCAAAGAUAGUUGGUCAAGCGCUCUCGAGCUGCUUUUGCGAAUGAAGUUUCACACACUUGCUCCAUGCCGCUUUCAAUACACAGCAGUUUGUGAUGUUUGUACUGCGGCAGAAAACUGGGAGAGGGCAUUGGAUGUGUUCGAUCUGUCAAAGGCUUUGGACACAUGGGAUGUUCUUCUUGGAACUUCUGGUCUUGCAGCUCUCUCCAAAAGCAGCAAAUGGAUGUCUGCUAUGUGGACAUUUGCCACACUGCCCCAAGUGUCUCUGCAACCAAAUACCAUCACCAGCACCUCAGCCUUGAGUGCUUGUGAGAGAGGCAGACAGUGGCAGAUGGCCCUGCUUUCCAUGAACGAAAUGUUGGAGAAACGCCUGGUCAAUGAGCUGUCCUUCAGUAGCACCAUGCACGCUUGUGAGAAGUUUGGCCAAUGGAAGCUUCUCGGAUGUCUCCUUGCAACGAUGACAGCCAUUGAGCUUCAAGGCAGCAGUACGGUCUACACCUCCGUCCGGCCUCCUGCCGCCGCCGGGAUGCCAUCGUUUGCGGAGACCCUGCAACGGACCGGUGAUGUCGUCACUCGGGCGCUGAAAACGUCUCCGAACUUCCCACGGCAGAGGUCAAAACGGCCUGGCCGGGGCGUAGCCGCCAGAGUUGUGGCCCCCCGUGAACGCCAAGGGGUCGGAAUCCCUGUUCCCGUGGCUUCAUUGGAGACCGGGACCAUCCGGGACCGCGGCGCCAUGGAUGACAAAGACAUGCAGUUGGCCAAAGUCGUGGAGCUGUUCACCAAGUUUUCGAAAGAUGGUUGGCGGCUCAGCGAAGGGGCCGCUUCACUGCAGCGAAUCCUCUGCAGCUGCGUCCCGUUGUCCGAGACGGACGUGGCGCGGCUGGUCGAGGCUCGAUGGCCUGAAGCGUUGACCCAGGGGAGGUCACGAAUGAGCCCAAUGGGCCCCCAUUGA
Cladocopium goreaui is the source of this 1664-nucleotide messenger RNA. The record is from the annotation of a GenBank genome assembly. Lineage: Eukaryota; Dinophyceae; Suessiales; Symbiodiniaceae.